AUGCUAACUGAAACAUGGUUCACUAAUUCAUCAAUUGUAAACAUAACAAAUUUCACUAUUUUUAGAAAAGAUUGUGAUUCUAAAGGUGGUGGUGUAUGUAUUUAUGUUUCGAAUCAUCUUAAGUCAUUAGAAAUAACUGACAAUCAGCUAUGUAGAGAGAAUAUUGAACAGAUUUGGUGCAAUAUAAAAAUUGCUUCUGAAUCGAUUUUAGUGGGAUGCAUUUACAGACCAAAUGACGACGCAACAACAAUUAAUAAAAUACUGAAAUCAAUUAAACGAGCAAAAGAACUAAGAAAUAAAGGCCUAUUUACUAGCAUAGUAAUUGCGGGAGAUUUUAAUUUAGCCGGCAUUGAAUGGGAAAGCGACAAUACACACAGAACUUCCACACAGUAUGAACAAACAUUUAUUGAAACGUUACAUGACAAUAAUUUAACUCAGUUAGUCAAUUUUCCAACAUUUAUUAAAAAUCAUGAUGAAUCAGCUAAAACAACUUUGGACUACAUAAAAAUGAACCAACCUGAACGGCUUGAUCAACUACUAGACUUUCCUCUUCUCGGUGCUACCUGCAGAGGUAGAGGUCAUCUAGUUCUUACCUGGCGCUAUUUAUUAAAUAAAUCAACAACCAAUAAUUACGACAAUAAUUUAAGAAAAAAAUACACAUUCGACAAAGGUAAUUAUGAAUUAAUUAAACAAUACUUUAAUAAAAUAGAUUGGGAUUCAAAAUUUACCAACUCAAGUAUUGAUGAAGAUUAUGAAUACUUUGUUAAAGAAUAUAUAUUAGCUUGUAAUAAAUUCAUACCAAUAAGAAAUAAUAAAAACAACACAAAUAAUCUCGAACCAUGGAUAAACAAAACAGCAAAAAUUGCUCUUAAAAUCAAGCAUAAACUCUACAACCGUGCAAAAAAUAAUAAUUGGCGUAGGACACAAAAAACGAAAUCAAAAUACAAUAGGGCAGCUAAACAUGUAAAAAAAGAAAUAUUUAAAUCAACUUGUGCCUUUGAAAGACACUUAGCUCAUGAGUCAAAAAAGAAUCCUAAAUUAAUCUAUACAUAUAUCAAUAAACGUCAACAAGUAAAACGUGCAAUUAGAUCACUAUAUGAUAAGAUAGGUAACAUCACAAACGAUCAGAUAAAUAUUGCGAAUACGAUUAACAAUCAAUUCCAAUCAGUUUUUGUCAAAGAACCAGACGAUGAGCCAGUUUUUCCAAUAAUCACGGAACAUAAAUGUUCUCUGUUAACUAUAAUACAAGAUAUCAACGAACAAACUAUCAAAAUCAGGCUCGAAAACGUUGACACAUCCAAAUCAAUUGGUGGUGAAAACAUUCACCCAUUUGUUCUCAAACAUGCAUCAGUGGCUAUCGCGAUACCACUAAGCCUUAUAUUUAAAAAGAGCCUUGCAACACAAACGGUACCAAAAAACUGGACAGAAGCAAAUGUUACUCCUGUAUUUAAACAAGGUAACCGUUUAUUAGCUGAAAACUAUCGUCCAAUAUCUUUAACAUCUAUAGUAUGCAAGAUCUUAGAAAAAAAAGUAAGAGAAGCUUUAACUGCACACUUAGAGCUUCAUGGUCUACUUUCAAAUUCUCAAAAUGGAUUUACCACUAAGAAAUCCUGUGUAUCAAACUUGUUAGAAACUCUUAAUACUAUAACUAAGGCCCUAGCUCAGGGUCACCAUGUGGACGUAAUCUACUUGGACUACGCAAAAGCGUUUGAUACUGUGCCACAUAAAAGACUGUUAGCGAAACUAUUAUCUUAUGGAAUCGAAAACGAUCUUGUUAAAUGGAUAAGGGCCUUUCUCUCUAAUCGUCGUCAGAGAGUAGUACUAGGGGAAACGGUCUCUGACUGGUGUAAUGUUACAAGUGGAGUACCACAGGGCUCAGUUUUAGGGCCUCAACUAUUCAACAUCUACAUUAACGACUUAACACGUCUAUUAGACAACACUAGUAAACUAUACGCGGACGACACUAAAAUAAUUUCAAUUGUAGACACGCAUCAGCAGUCGUUAAACUAA
Molecule: messenger RNA, 2010 nt
Organism: Hydra vulgaris (swiftwater hydra)
Lineage: Eukaryota; Metazoa; Cnidaria; Hydrozoa; Anthoathecata; Hydridae
Biological process (GO): cell adhesion involved in heart morphogenesis; larval heart development
Cellular component (GO): extracellular matrix
Molecular function (GO): catalytic activity
Source: RefSeq, a predicted model, not a curated record